CCACAUGUUCCAGUAAACAAACUCCAGCUACUGGGCGACUUCGUUGCAUGUCAGUUCUCUGAGCGUUCAGUCCUUGUACUUAUCUGCCACUUUUUGGUUCCCGAAACCGAGCGGUGUCCCACCCUUUCCUCGAAAGCCAUCUAACAUCACACGCUGUACGGAGUACGGAGUACGCAGCUACCUACCUCCCUACCGCGGCCACUCCUACAAUGUCGUCGACCAAACGCAUCGAGAAAUGGGAAAUCGACCGAUACUGGGAGAUCUUCUCGUCUCUCGUCCAACCACCCGCCAGUCCGUCCUCACAUCUGACCAACCAAGCGGCCGCCAAUGUCCUGCGCAACUCCCAACUGCGCGACGACCAGCUCGAGCGGAUCUGGGACUUAGCGGACGUCGACGGCGACGGCGAACUCGAUUUCGAAGAAUUCUGCGUGGCCAUGCGCCUGAUCUUCGACCUGGUCAACGGCGAAUAUCAGGACGUCCCCAAGACCUUGCCAGAUUGGCUUGUCCCCGAGAGCAAAGCACAUCUCGUGGCUGCGAAUCGCGCCCUGAGUGGCGAUCGACAGGCGCAGUUUGAAAGGAUCGAAGACGACGAGGACGACGCGGGCCUCAAGGACGGGUUCGAUUGGUACAUGUCCCCCAGCGACAAGAGGAAGUACGAAGAGAUAUACUCCGCGAAUAAAGACAGGCGGGGCGAGAUCAGCUUCGAGAGUCUGCACAGUCUCUACAGCAGUCUGGACGUGCCGGACACCGAUGUGCGGAGUGCGUGGAACCUGGUCAAUACGAGCGGACGGGACACGAUCGGCAAGGAUGCGUGUCUUGCGUUCUUGCAUAUCCUGAACUAUCGGCAUGAGGGGUACAGAAUACCAAGGAUGGUGCCGCCCAGUCUACGGGCGAGCUUCGAGGGAAACCAGAUUGACUAUCAGAUUGAUAGUAUGCGGAACAGGCCAAACAAGUAUGAUGAGGAUACCGCGUCGGGACGAAAGGCCAAGUUUGGAGAUGCAUAUCUCAGUCGCAUUGGGGGACGGGGUGGGUCGGCUUAUCAGCCGAAAGGCACGGAUUUCUCGGACGUGGUGGAGGAUGAGGACCUUGAGAAGGUCAGAUUACUGCGGGAACUGAGGGAUCUGGAAAGUCAGCAUGAUGCUGCGCUGGCGGCGUCCGAACGGAGGAGGAAGUCGAGGAUGGAGAAUGGAUCGAGACAGCCAGGCAACACGAAUUGGACUUUGAUCAAACGAGAAGCUCAGCAACUGCUGGAGUACAAGCAGCGGCGGUACGUGGAUCUGAAUUCGGAGAAUGCAAGCGACUCAGGCAAUGAUCUCAAGAGGCUGCGGGAUGAUCUGGCACUGGUUGCGGAGCAGAUAGAUGGGCUGGAGUCGCAUUUGAGGAAACGGGAGGCAGAGUUGGACAGUAUUCGGCGAGAGAUUGAGAACGAAAAGUCCAGCAGAUAGAGGUCGGUGCGGCCGGAAAUGAAGAGACGUAGAAGAGACAGAGUCGUGGCGGAAAUUCAGAAUGGCUCAUAAGGUAUCAGUCGAUCCUCUCAACAAGAGGUGCU
This is a messenger RNA of Exophiala xenobiotica, 1549 nucleotides long. RefSeq lists its product as uncharacterized. Gene Ontology annotation, biological process: actin filament organization; endosomal transport; endocytosis. Gene Ontology annotation, molecular function: calcium ion binding; protein binding. NCBI's taxonomy places the organism in Eukaryota, Fungi, Ascomycota, Eurotiomycetes, Chaetothyriales, Herpotrichiellaceae. The coding region runs from base 210 to 1445 and encodes 411 amino acids. The transcript has a single exon. The record is from RefSeq and is a predicted model, not a curated record. Gene Ontology annotation, cellular component: plasma membrane; cytoplasm.